Messenger RNA from Oryzias melastigma (Indian medaka), 2046 nucleotides. RefSeq names its product gastrula zinc finger protein XlCGF7.1-like. The record is from RefSeq and is a predicted model, not a curated record. The transcript is spliced from 2 exons. NCBI's taxonomy places the organism in Eukaryota, Metazoa, Chordata, Actinopteri, Beloniformes, Adrianichthyidae. The coding region runs from base 319 to 1278 and encodes 319 amino acids.
AGCGCAGACUGCUGGAUAUCUGCUGGAAACCACAGCUUCAGCUCCACCACAUAGUCCUCCACCAGCAUUAUGUGAGUAAAGAGGACAAUCUUUACAACCAGCCAAGAAAAUUAAGAGUGGAGGAAUCAUAUUCUCCACAAAUUAAAGAGGAGCAGAUGGAACUAGAACUUCUGCAGAUUAAAGAAGAAAAACGGGAAGAACCACAAUCUCUACAGACAAAAGAGGAGCAAGAAAAGUUCUGCAUCCGUCAGGAUAAAGAGCAGCUUGAUCUGAAGCAGGAGACUGAAACCCUGAUGGAGAUUCCUUCUUACGAGGAAAAUGAGAACAAUGACAUUGAUCCCAAAUAAUCAGCAGAGCUUUAGUGUAACUGAUAGUCGGAAAGAAGAAGGAAACCAACAUGAAGACUCAACAUUAACUACACAUAAAGAGACAGAGCCACAGAACAGAGAUCAGAGUAAGAAAAGAGACGGAAGUCAUGUCCAAAGUGUGGCCAGCUCUCACAUGUCAGAAAGUCAGUGUGACUCUGAUGUUAGAAAAACAUCCAAGAAGGAAACUUCAGUAGCGAAGCGCAAAAAAUCUCCAAAAGAAAAGAUACUUUCCUCUGUAAAGUCUGGUGAAAGCUCAAGAUUUGUCAAGAAUCUCUUCUUCUUCACAAAAAAUGAGUCUGAUGACAGACUUUAUGUUUGUACAGAAAGUAGUAAAAGUGUUUACUUGUCUAAGUUAAAAAAUCCAACGAGGACUCACACAGAAAAGAAGCGUUUUUCCUGUAAAGAAUGUGAGAAAAGUUUUUGUCAUGUAUCUGAUCUUAAAAGACACACAAGAGCUCAUACAGGAGAGAAGCCUUUUACUUGUAAAGAAUGUGACAAAAGUUUUAAUCGAACAUAUUCUCUCAAAACACACAUGAGAACUCAUACAGGAGAGAAGCCCUUUCAUUGCAAAGAGUGUGAUAAAAGUUUUAGUCAUAUGUGUUCUCUCCAAGCACACAUGAGAACUCAUACAGGUGAAAAGCCUUUUUUGUGUAAAGAAUGUGGUAGAAGUUUUAGACUAACGGGUUCUCUCAAAGCACACAUGAGAACUCAUACAGGUGAAAAGCCUUUUUUGUGUAUAGAAUGUGGUAGAAGUUUUAGACUAAUGUCUACUCUAAACAAACACAUGAGAACUCAUACAGGUGAAAAGCCUUUUUUGUGUAAAGAAUGUGGUAGAAGUUUUAGACAAAUGGUUACUCUUAAAAUACACAUGAGAACUCAUACAGUUAGAGAAGUAUUGAAAAAACAUUAAGAAUUAAGUUUAAAAAAGUGAAUAAUAUAUAUUAAUAACUCCACACUAAUCUGCGAAAUAACUCUAACUCUACACUUGUUGUACUGAGGGGCCCUCCCGAGUCUUUAAAUGGUCUCUCAGACUCAGUAGAAUAAAAUAGAUCCAAAUCACUUUUACACAACUGUCUAUACACAACUUGUAUGGAAAUACUGCUUUUAAUUUCCAGUAAUACUUGGACCAUUCUCGCUCUACUAAAGGAAUCUAAAGCUGUUUAUCUCUAAACAUCAGUUACUGUGUUUGAUCAACUAUCAAAUUCCUCUGACCUGAACCCAAUAAAAAUAUCUAUGAACUGUGAGGAGGAAGAGGAGACAGCAGACACAACAAUGAAGAUGACCUGAAGUCAGCUAUCAAAUCAACCUGAGCUUUCAUGACAUGUACACAGAGCCACAGGCUGAUGGCCUCCAUACCACAUUGAUGCAGUCAUUCAAUGAAAAGGAGGAACAAGUGGUUAUUGAAUCCAGAGAAAAGAACAGUUUUAUAAAACCUGACGUGUGCUGAAAACAUUAUUUUGAUAUGAUAUUCUCAUUUUUAAGACAAUAUUUUUUUAGGUAAUUAUCAUCUAUAAGCCAGUAUGAUCACAUUGCUCAAAAAAAGGAUUGAUACAUUUCAUUUUGUAAUGAUUCUAUAAACAUGAGUUUCACUUGUUGAAUUAUUUGAAAAAGGGAAUUAAACUUUUUAAAGAAAUUAAUAUGUUUAUAUAUAUCUAUAAAUAAAAUGUGUUCUUUUGAA